ACAAGUCAUUUUAUCCUCUGACGUUGACUCGUUCACAUUAAUUUAACAAAUUGUUUUCAUAAAAAAAAAAGGGUCUAUAUAUUUUUACUCUAUAUAUUUUUUAUUAAAUAAAUUCAACAGUCAUGCUGAUAUACCAGUUUACACACCCACUUCUGCAUCUUGUUAGCUGAAGCAAGCUAAAGCUCGUUUAUUAUUAAAUUAAACAAAAGAAAAAAAAAAAAAAAAACAUAUAUACAUCGACAGUUACUUUAAUAAUAACAAUAAUCAGUUGAAAAAAAAAGGAAAGAAAGAGUUAAGUUACACACCAUGUUGAUGUGUAUGUGGUUUUUUAUUUAACAAAAAAAAAAUUAAAAAAAAAACUUGUUGAAUGAACAUAAAAAAAGUGUGGUGUUCACCUUGUAGCCUUGGUUUUUCACUCUCGAGACAAAGAAAUAUUUAUCAUUGAUAUUAUUAUUAUUAUUAUUUAAAUAUAUAGUAAUGAAAAUACCGUCAUUGUGAGCAAUUAUUUUUGUGUAUUUCUUUGAGGUUUAUAAUUUUAUUUUUCAUCAUUUUAUCAGUGGCGUUGUAUGGUACCGUACCAUUUUUCUGUCUCUACUUUAAUGCUUGUGAUAAUGAUGAAUAAUAUUUUUAAUAAUGUUUUAGUUAUCCUUGUGUGAUGCAAGCUUGUCAGAUAAAUAUUGUGUUGAAAUAAAUAAAUUAUUAAAGUAAUAAAAAAUAAGCAAGAUGAAAGUAACAAUAAUAAUAUUUAUAGUGAAUUUAUGGAUUGUAAAUGGUGUUAAAAAUGAUUUUUCAACAAUUGAUAAAUUACGAAAUGAUUUAUUGGAAUUAAAAGAUGUAUCAAUUGAAAAAAAAUUUCAAGAAAGAUCUGAUAAUGAUGUUUAUGAUAAAAUAUUAAAGCUAUAUGAUAGCUAUGGUAAUAAAAUUGAUAAUGAAAUGCCAAAUAUUGGUAGAGGUCAUUUGAGUUCAUUGAGUUCAUUAUGGCUAUGGUCUAGAGCACAAAAUGAUAUGAGAAUAUUAAAUGGUUUAUACGAUUCAUUUAGACAAAAAUUACAUGAUAAUAUACAAAAAAAACAGACAUUUAAUUUACAACAGUGGAUUAUAUUUUCUGAUGUUAUAUUGAGUGACCCAAAUGUUGCUGUGCCUAAUGCACUUAAACGUAUUUCAGAUUUAAUAAUUAAAGACACUUUAUUUAUUCAUGCUUUCAAGGAAGUAUCUGCACAAAUUUGCAAUGAAAAUCAAUCACCUCAACAAGUACUUUACAAUCUUUACACGACAAUUGCACUUGCUGAAAUAAAAGGAUGUGCAAUGAUGCAAUUUUCAUAUACACUUCUUCGUUUGUAUAAAAAUGGUACAUUUGAGGAGGAAAUAAAUAAAACAUUUAGAGAUUAUGGUACAAGAACAUCUGAGACACUUGUUGCUGUUCGUACUGCCAUGGCAUUUGCUCCAUCUGAUUUAUGGAAAUGUGAUCCACAAAUUCAAGAAGAAGGAAAAACUUAUGAAGAAAUGAAAAAUUUAUUUCAAGGAUAUAUUGUCAAUGAAGUUGAUUUAAAUCGUGAACAAUCAUGCUUUAAAAGUUGUGGUUCAUAUGAAUAUUCACAAGUUCAUGGUUGUUUUGAUAAUAAAUAUUGUAAACAACAACGUAAAUGUAAUGGAAAAGUUCUUCAUUGUCAAUAUGUUGAUGCUGAUAUGUGGAUUUGUCCAUCGGAAAAAAAUAGUCACAGAAGAUAUGAGUAUAUUGAAUAUGAAAAUGGUAAACAAUUUGGUCAAAAAAAUACAUGUACAAGACCAACAAUAAAGGUGGACAGUUGGUGGCGUUGGAUAUUUUGGCAUUGUAGUUAUUGCAUGUGUUAUUGCGAUGAAGAUCAUCCAGAAAGUGAUCGUUAUUUUAAUUUACGUGAUGUUACAUCUGACAUUGCCAACAACAAAGUUGUAACUGGUGUAAAAUUGGUUAAAAAAAAUCACAUGGUUCAUCUUCAAAUACAAGAAGGCAAGCUAUUAGCACGAGGUGAAAUUGAUCAAUCAUCAGUAACCUGGAAACCAGUUGAUAAUUUCACAAUAACUGAUAACAAUGUUUUGAAAAAUCGUGAUUUCCAUUCACUAUCAUGGGAUCGUAGAGCCAUUGACUUGGAUGAUUUAGUUGGAAAAGAUGAUCAACUUCUUACUGGUGUAAGAUUUAAAUUAAUUGGAGCACAUUUAAAUUUUGAAAUUCGUGUUACACCAUUUAAUUUUACAAGUGGUUUAUUGAAUAAACCAAUGGAGAUGAGUGUUUGGAUUAGUAAUGAUAACACUGACAUGACUACUCAUACAAAUCAACUUGGUCCAAGAACUGAAUUUAAUACAAAAGAAUUGGAUGUAUCAACUAAAACAAAAGCUCCAAAUUUUCCUGAUACAAAAACAAAUCAAUUUCUUCAUUUUAAUCCAACUGAUCUUAAAAAAGAUGCUGCACAAACAACAAUACCAUUUAUUGAUAUUCAACCAGUUUAUACAGAUCCACCAUUUCCAUUAUCUGGUGCUGGUAUUUAUCACAAAGGACGUGAUGGUUUUGGUGGAUAUAUUGCACCUAAAAUAAUGACUUAUAAUUUUGCAAAACAUUUACAUGCUGAUUUACCACCACCAGUACCAAUCAUCGGUUUAAAUGACAUACCACAAUAACCAAUUAAAAUAUUUAUUCUUCCUUUUUUUUUGUUUUUAAAUUAUCAUAAAAAAUUAUCCCCUUGUUUUUUGUUUUUCAACUUCCAUGACAAUAUUAGUUGUAGCCAUUUUAACCAAAAGUAAUUUGAAGCGUGAUAAUAGCUUUAAUUAUUAAUUUUUUUAAAAUAUUUAAUCUACCUUUGAAUUCUCGUAUGUAUGAUUAAUAUUUAGCUAUUUUUCUUUAAACUAAAAAACAAUUAAAAACAAGAAUAUAUUGCUACAAUUAAAAAUAAUUAAAUUUAAAAUUUGUUGAUACAUUUUUUUAAAAAUAAUUAAUCUUCAUUAACGUACCAUAUAUUUUUUUGUUUGUCAAUUUCAUGACGUUUUUGUAUACAACAAAUGAUGUAAUAAAUAAAAUUGAAUUAUAAUUUCAAGCAACUUGUUAUUUUCAUUUUUUAAUAAUUGUAAAUUAUUUUGUUUUUCAGCAUUUUGUUAUUUAAAAUUUUAUAAUCAUUAAAUAAUACAUUGAGUCAUUUAAAUCAAUUAUAAAAUAAUAAUAAAAUUUAAUUAUUUAUGAUUAAAUAAAUUCCAGAUAUUGAUGUAAUUA
Messenger RNA from Aphidius gifuensis, 3238 nucleotides. RefSeq lists its product as uncharacterized. The transcript is spliced from 6 exons. Bases 724 to 2652 code for a protein of 642 amino acids. The record is from RefSeq and is a predicted model, not a curated record. NCBI's taxonomy places the organism in Eukaryota, Metazoa, Arthropoda, Insecta, Hymenoptera, Braconidae.